This is a messenger RNA of Sceloporus undulatus (fence lizard), 1824 nucleotides long. It is a transcript of the gene MOB3A, whose product is annotated as MOB kinase activator 3A. Gene Ontology annotation, molecular function: protein kinase activator activity. Bases 449 to 1096 code for a protein of 215 amino acids. The transcript has 4 exons. Lineage: Eukaryota; Metazoa; Chordata; Lepidosauria; Squamata; Phrynosomatidae. Gene Ontology annotation, cellular component: nucleus; cytoplasm. Gene Ontology annotation, biological process: positive regulation of protein phosphorylation; signal transduction. The record is from RefSeq and is a predicted model, not a curated record.
AAUGAUCCUUCAGAGGCCACCAUUCCUACAUUUAUGUGAAUAUUUGCAAGCCUGUAAAGAGCAGAACUAGCAGCUUGGCUCUGUUCACUGGGUCACUGGGUUGUUUCCCUUGAGCUGUGAAACAAGAUCUUCUCUGCCGGCUGAGCAGUCUCUCUCUCUUUCCGUCUCUGUUAUUUCCACCUUCUUACCAGAACAGAAAUGUGUUCGCCGGAUGUGGUUGCCACCAGCCCUGAGCCAAUUUCUUAGUAAUGCUCUUGCAUCUUCUCCCCAUCUGAGAUCUGCUGCUUUCUGCAACGGAAAUAUAGAGUUUCCUAUUAUCCACGUUUUUCACUUAUCCCUGAUUUUGCAAAGCGUCUGAAUCACCUGCAAAACUUACUGAAGAUUUAGUCCCUCUCUGGGAGUCCAACUACCGAAGGACUUAAAACAGAAAACAUUGCAGGGCGAGGAAAUGUCUAACCCAUUAAAGCAGGUUUUCAACAAGGACCGAACGUUCCGCCCGAAGCGGAAAUUUGAACCCGGGACGCAACGCUUCGAGCUCCACAAAAAGGCCCAGGCAUCACUCAACGCUGGGUUGGAUUUGAAGCUGGCGGUGCAGCUGCCGCGCGAUGAGGAGCUGAAUGACUGGGUGGCGGUUCAUGUGGUGGACUUUUUCAACCGGAUCAACCUCAUCUACGGGACGGUCAGCGACUGUUGCACGGAGCAGUCCUGUCCAGUCAUGUCUGGUGGUCCGAAGUAUGAAUACCGGUGGCAGGAUGAGAAACACCGUAAGCCAACCGCCCUUUCCGCUCCCAAAUAUAUGGAUCUCCUCAUGGACUGGAUUGAGGUACAGAUCAACAACGAAGACCUCUUUCCUACAAAUGUCGGUACUCCCUUUCCCAAGAACUUCCUCCAGAUGGUGAAGAAGAUCCUCUCCCGCCUGUUCCGCGUCUUCGUCCAUGUCUACAUCCACCACUUCGACCGCAUCGCCCAAAUGGGCUCAGAGGCUCAUGUGAACACUUGCUACAAGCAUUUCUACUAUUUUGUCAAAGAGUUCAACCUCAUAGAGACCAAGGAAUUGGAGCCACUGAAGGAAAUGACCUCCCGGAUGUGCCACUGACCUUUGGGGACCCUUCCUACCACUUUGUGAGCCAGGCCUGCCCCACGGGCAUCUCUUUCUCAGGACUAUGGAACUCCUCUCCACUGCGUAGUGUGCCAGCAUGGACACUUCCCUUUGAAAAACGGCAAUAAUCGUAGUAAUUAUGUGUAUCUUCGUAAUGUUAAAAAUUAUUUUUGGCGCUCCUAGUGCAAGGGUGGGCAACUGUCAGCUCCAGAGCAGACCCCAAAACAUGGGUUAUACUGGACUCUCUACUCGAAUGUUUUGGGGGAACAAGGAAAAUCCCCAAAAAUUGGGGACCCAUCCAAGUGCAACUGUUUUAUGAGAUUCUUUUCUUCAUUGGAUUAUUGAUAGAGACGUAUAUGUUUUAAAGAAAUUGUGAAUCUUUGGGGAAAGGACCACUGUUAAAUAUAAUAUAUAUGUAUAUAUUUUUAAGGCUGACAGUCUUUUUUUUUCUAUUACCCCAAGCCAUCUCUAGGACUCAGAUGUGGGGUGGUGGGGUGAAGAGGGGUGCAAUUUUCUCAGCCCCCAAAUUCCUAUUUUCAACAGGGUUCAGGAUUUGUCUGUUGGGUCACAAGAAGCCUUUGAGUCAGCCAAAUAAUUCAGAUUUGUGUCUCGGUAAGUUUUGAAAGGAGAGUUUAGCAGUUAGCUACCCCAGUCGGACACAUUGGAAACCAAUAGAGUUUUGGGGAUAUUUUUAAAGGGAAAUAAAACUUCUGCAGAACCCUGUU